AUCAAUAUGAAAUUCAGUGAGAGUUGAUCAGGCGAUCCGUAGCAGAAAACAACAGAUUGAUACCUGUUUUGUUCAACUCAAACUUAGUAUACAUGUUUUUCAACUUUGUUCAGAGCAGCACUUUUUGAUGUUGCAGCGAGGCACUUGUUUGAGACAAUUCCAUUGCUGAUGACGAUGAGUACUUUGUUGAACUGAAGAUGUAACUCAUCUUAUCUUCAAUGUUUCUGUUUUAGUAGAUCCACGUAAAAAAAAUGGCUGGCCAAGCGGACAAGAAGCGGGCAAAGAAUGCGGCAGAGUCCAUCGUGUACUACCAGGGGUCCUUUGCGGUCUGCACGCUCCUCUACCUGAUUGCUGCGCUGUUCCUCACGGAGGCCGGCAUAUGGGGCUUCGGGUUCUGGUCGCUGCUUGAAGUCGGAUUUUUUCUCACCGUCUCCUACCUCACCUUCCGCGGGAUCGAGUCCGGCCUGCACAUCGGCGCCGACUUUAGCAUCUACCAGGAUAUCUACAUAAUAAACCUCUUCGUGCAGCUCGGAGUAGCCUACGUGUCAAGGUGGUUCUGGGCAGUCUACCUACUCGUACCAGGAUACGCGGCCUACAAGCUCUGGGACUUCAUAAAAGGAUGGGUAUAGAAGCAAUAGCACCUAGUGUUUUGUUUGUGUUUCCUGUACUUGCGCUUUUUCUAUUGGCAUUGCCAUGAGUGAGUUUCUAGUUUUCGCAUUGCGUAAUCAGUGUGCGCGUUCGGCUCUUGUUUCCGAAUGACAUAGGAACGAAGCUGCCCAAAAAUAGAAGUGGCGAUGUACUAUGUCCAAUUACAACAUGACAGUGUUUGGCACCCCGAGGACCAGAAGACCCAAACGGUGGUAAAUCGAAGACACAGCAGAAACGUGAAGCACGAGCAAACAAACCCCAGUACAAAGUUAUGCGCGGAUAGGAUACAAUUACAACUACGAUAAUGAUUAUCCGAAGCGCAGCUACGGCACAAAGAUUCCGACAACGACAGAAGCAAAAGCAAUGAAAU
Messenger RNA from Amoebophrya sp. A120, 1018 nucleotides. NCBI's taxonomy places the organism in Eukaryota, Dinophyceae, Syndiniales, Amoebophryaceae. The record is from the annotation of a GenBank genome assembly.